Caenorhabditis auriculariae is the source of this 1065-nucleotide messenger RNA. Lineage: Eukaryota; Metazoa; Nematoda; Chromadorea; Rhabditida; Rhabditidae. The record is from the annotation of a GenBank genome assembly.
AUGUCGCGAAGUGCGGUCCGACUUUUCCAGGAAAAGCCGUCGCCCGAACAGGUCCCGCGACGGAAAACCCGGCCCAGGUCGGCUGCAACUAGCCCGAGCGCCGUCAGAACUCCCUCAGUGGUGAGGUUUCAGAUAUGAUGCCUUUUUUCGGACUUUGGAAGCGUGCUCUAACGUACUAGGGUCCAGAAAAUUCCUUGAAGUACUUAGGAACUCCAGAGUGGUCUCUAUAGGGGCAACCUUAGAAGCCUUUGGAGGUCCCCUAUAGGGACCACUAAAGUAUUCAAAAGUGGACCCUAUAAGGGUUUUACUUCGUGGCCACUAUAGAGGUCUUGUUAGUGGUCCCUAUAGGGGGUGUUUUGUUUCCUAACACCUAUAGGGACCACUUGAGUUUUAGGGGCUGAGGUGUCAAACCCUGAACCCCUUUAGGGACCACUUUUCCUCCUAAUCACUGUAAGGACCACUUAUAGUCCCCAGAAGAAGAUCUUUGCAGUCUCAACCUUCAAAACUGUAUAGUUUUCGAGAAAUAAGGACUCAAAUUUUUGCGGAUUGAAUCUUUCUGUAUGCUUUUCUGGUACACCAAGGAUUAUUUUAGUCGGUUUUCAGAAAAUUCCAAGUAAAAAUGACCCUCCUUGUAGGUCUUAACUUUCUCCUUCAGAUCUACGUUCUGCCUGCGGCCGACCGCCCCUACAACGAGUCGCCGACGUACCGCAACAUUUCGCCACGGACCCUUGCGGAUCAGCUGCGGCGAAAUUCUUUCCGAGAACUAUUCGUUCUCAUCGAUUGCCGCUAUCCCUACGAGUACGCCGGCGGACAUAUUCGAGUCAAUUUUCGAUAUUUAUUCGAGUUCAUAUUUGGCUUGAGCCAUGGAAAAAGAGUCUUGAUACGAUAACAGAAGAAAUAGUGCCUGAUUGAUGGAGAGCGCAGACAGGACACGCCUCUUUUCUAGCCGUGAAAAUGUUAUAGUUCAUUGACCCCGAAUUGAAUCCGUCUGACAUGUCUGCGCUCUCUUCUCUCUAUCCAGGCGAGGGAAAAGAGAGCGCAGAGAAGUCAGACUUCAUCGAGUAG